Messenger RNA from Pomacea canaliculata, 1301 nucleotides. RefSeq lists its product as uncharacterized. The record is from RefSeq and is a predicted model, not a curated record. The transcript has 3 exons. The coding region runs from base 322 to 852 and encodes 176 amino acids. Lineage: Eukaryota; Metazoa; Mollusca; Gastropoda; Architaenioglossa; Ampullariidae.
CAAAUAGAUGGCAGUAAAGCUUAAGCUUGUGAAAGAUACCGCACUUACGUUAUCACAGUCACAAACUGUUAUCUAAACUGUGUUGGGAUAUAUCACAGACCGAAGCCUCAGACCCGUCACACAAGUUUGAUUUCUUGGUAUGGUUGACAAGCGAAACUCUUCCUUUCCUCUGCCAAUAACUGUCAACCUAACUGAAAAAAACUGAAUGCAAUGAACUGAGCGAGUGUCGUGGUCGACAUUUUGGUGUUGUGAAAAAGGACUUUUGAAGCAGAGGUGAAAAGGAAUAAUGACAGUAUUUCUUGCAGUGAAGAGGCACACUGCAUGUACAGUCUACUGACAAAACGAUACAGACGUGACAAGAGGAGACCAGAAGAUGGCAUCGGGGUGUUUUCUGCACCCAAGGUGCCCCAAGGAUCCCGUCCUUUGCGCCAUCGUCUGUGCCUGGUGUCCACUGCCUUCCAGGUGGCGGCGGUGGCGGACUCCAGCUGGGCUCUGAGUGACGAGGACCUCAUUGGAUUAUUUAAUGAAUGCAAAUCAGAUCCUUGCGAUACAGACUGGUGGAGAGCCUCGAGGGCGUUCUCCAUCCUGGGGCUGCUGACGGUGAUUCUCAGCCUCUUCCUGGGAUUGGUGCACGUUGUCCUCCCAGACAGACCCAUCAUCCUGCUGCUUGCUUCCGUGUCUUGUGGCGUGUCAGUGCUGUUUCUUGUCAUAGAAGGGGGGAUAUCACUACAGUCCAGGACGGACCGUGACUCCACCUCCGUGACCUUUGGUGUCGACAUCGUCUUGUCUGUCUUCGCGUGCGGGUUCAGCUUUUUCUCUGCGCUGUUAUAUCUGAUGGGGCGAACUCAUUAAAGUUGGCAAAAUUGUUGAGACAACAGUGAGCUUGAGUGGAGAAAGACAUACACAAAGAAAUGUAUCGCUUGAAAGUACAUUUCUUUUUAUUCGCAGUAUUGUAGAGCCACCCUCCUCCUCACAAACUAACUUGAUGCACGUUCAGUUUUAUCCAAACAAAAUAUAAAUAUGAAAGGUCAUUGCUAUCUCGCAGUGAAGUAACACAAAUUCACAAAUUCUCUGCUUUUUCUGUCAUUUAAAAACUGUCAGAAAUGCUAGCAAAACGCGACCAUACAUCCAUACACGCUGACAUAAACACACACAGACACUGGAUGCUGUGAAUAUUCACGUCAUGUGAUCUCCUAUACAUAGAACACAAUACUGAUUGAUUGAUAUACGUGUUGUAGCGUAAACAAUUAUUUAUAAUUAAAAGUAGAAAAUGUACGAACUUUUUUCUUCUUUGAUUGAAA